GUGAGUGUGUGCCAAGAUGCCACGUUUCAGAUCCCAGCGAGUCGUGGCGUGGUGUGCUCGGGGAGCGGCAAGCAGCCGCUUGGUGUGGAAUGCCCUCGAAUUGGUGACGCAGCUCUAGACGAAUGCUUCCCGUAUCUCGCCAGCUUCGACGGCACCAACUGCGUCGCGAAGGAGAACGCGCAGUGCGUUCACCUCGAAGGCAGGAAUGCCUGGGGCUGUACGUUUCCUUCG
Messenger RNA from Phytophthora sojae, 231 nucleotides. RefSeq lists its product as hypothetical. NCBI's taxonomy places the organism in Eukaryota, Oomycota, Peronosporomycetes, Peronosporales, Peronosporaceae. The annotation marks the transcript as partial. The transcript has a single exon. The record is from RefSeq and is a predicted model, not a curated record.